GCGAACUGCGUUUAACUUCGGUUCCGGCCUUAUAAAAGGAGGCGGCUACGCGAGUCGACCACGCAGUGUUCAACAAGUAGUAGGAGCAACAGUUGACAGCAAGCCAUACUCUGGUUCUGUAAUCGGUUUCCAGUAACAUAUUUUAAAAGACAGACCAGCAUCCACAUCGACAACGAGCCGCGCAUUAAUCCCGAGCACAUCCGGAGAGGUUGUAUAAACAGUGACACCGCCAUGAAGCCCGACAUCCUAGCGUUCUGCAUCCUGGCAACCACGAUCCUGGCCAGCGGGACACGUCACGUCUCCGGCUUCUUGGCCGCCUCCCAGAGCACGCCGAAUGGAGGAGGAGCCAAAGUGGGUGACAACCAGGGCGCUGCAUCCGGACCACAUCGCCUGCAACUGCCCAUUUUCGGAGUCGCACUCGCAGGGGGUGGACCCGUUCGCCAGGAGCCCCCUUCCCUCGAUGUCCAGGAGGCCCAGGAACGAGCUGUUUACGAUCCCGGCGAUGAAUUACUCCGCGCCCAGGAGCUCGGAUUGGCGCUGGUUCCGCCGGGCCCCGACUACGCCGAUGCGGUGUACAACGAACUGGAGCUGGCCAGCAAGUUCGAGGUGCUCAAGAAGAUGGAGGAGGAUUUGCGGGCCGAGCAGGAACUGGUGGACAAAUCCGCUUUGCUCAUGAAAAUGCUGGAGGAUCCCUCUUUGGAAACUUUGCCGCUGGUCUAUGUGGAGGAGGAAGAGCCGGAGGCCGUGAUUCCUUCCGCUGGAGCCGAGGACUACGCCGACCUGGAGAACGCCGUUCAGGAUUUGGUUUUGGGCCAGAGCAAGCCCAAGCGUUCGCGGUAUUAUCGCAGGUAUCCGUGGAAGCGCCACAACAAGAAUCGCGGUUCUUACAUGAAUUCUAUCAACAGCAACUAUGAACCGGAACUGCGGUACGCCUGCACGCCAAGUAAGGAGGAUAUAUUUAAGCUGCUGGUCAAUCUGCACGAGAAUCGCAAGGGCAACCACAGCAAGACGGUGAACUUCUGCAAUCGCAAGCGCCCCGCCAAGGCGGUCUUCACCAACAUACGGUUCCUGGGUUAAGGAGGAAGGACAUAGCUUGUAGGCGGUACAGAACAAAAAUCAGAAGCCAGACACCGACAGGACACUGACAGACACAUAUGUAUACCAAGCAUCAAUUGUACAUUGCUGACAAAGUCGAGCGCCAACCUGGAGAACAACAAGCACUAACAAUUAGCCUAACUAACUAACUAACUAACUAACUAACUACUUACUACCCAAGCUAAGCGAACUAAAAAUAAUUCGUUAUCUGGUAGGGAUAAUAAGCCCCUGCCCCACCCCUAAUUCUAAUUGUAGACAAUUAAAACUUUUAUAACUCUCAA
Messenger RNA from Drosophila biarmipes, 1376 nucleotides. RefSeq lists its product as uncharacterized. The transcript is spliced from 5 exons. Bases 232 to 1077 code for a protein of 281 amino acids. The record is from RefSeq and is a predicted model, not a curated record. NCBI's taxonomy places the organism in Eukaryota, Metazoa, Arthropoda, Insecta, Diptera, Drosophilidae.